Messenger RNA from Fukomys damarensis (Damara mole-rat), 2126 nucleotides. It is a transcript of the gene Hnrnpl, whose product is annotated as heterogeneous nuclear ribonucleoprotein L. Gene Ontology annotation, cellular component: nucleus. Gene Ontology annotation, molecular function: mRNA binding. Lineage: Eukaryota; Metazoa; Chordata; Mammalia; Rodentia; Bathyergidae. Gene Ontology annotation, biological process: regulation of RNA splicing; mRNA processing. The transcript is spliced from 11 exons. The record is from RefSeq and is a predicted model, not a curated record. Bases 336 to 1817 code for a protein of 493 amino acids.
GCCAGUAGGCAAGAGAGCCAUUACUCUGCUUGUCCAGAAACAUUUCAGUGUGAUUGGCUUGAAUUGCUGCACCUUUCUGCCCUGUGCAUCCUUCCUGGAUAACUCUUAACUGUGCUAUCUAACUGGAUCCCUCUGCAGUAGCACAGCCCAGUGGGCUGCCAUCUUGAACAGUAGAAAAUUGGGUCUUUUGUUUUCUUCCUCAGGAGAACUAUGAUGAUCCUCACAAAACCCCUGCCUCCCCAGUUGUCCACAUCAGGGGCCUGAUUGAUGGUGUGGUGGAAGCUGACCUUGUGGAGGCCUUACAGGAAUUUGGACCUAUCAGCUAUGUGGUGGUGAUGCCCAAGAAGAGACAGGCACUAGUGGAAUUUGAAGAUGUGUUGGGUGCUUGCAAUGCAGUGAACUACGCAGCCGACAACCAGAUCUACAUUGCUGGUCACCCAGCUUUUGUCAAUUACUCUACCAGCCAGAAGAUCUCCCGCCCUGGGGACUCUGAUGAUUCCCGGAGCGUCAACAGUGUGCUUCUCUUUACCAUUCUGAACCCCAUCUAUUCCAUAACUACGGAUGUUCUGUAUACUAUCUGUAAUCCUUGUGGCCCUGUCCAGAGAAUUGUCAUUUUCCGGAAGAAUGGAGUCCAGGCCAUGGUGGAAUUUGACUCUGUGCAAAGCGCCCAGCGAGCCAAGGCUUCGCUCAAUGGGGCUGACAUUUAUUCUGGCUGUUGUACUCUGAAAAUCGAAUAUGCAAAGCCUACGCGCUUGAAUGUGUUCAAGAAUGAUCAAGAUACUUGGGACUACACAAACCCCAACCUCAGUGGACAAGGUGACCCUGGCAGUAACCCCAACAAACGCCAAAGGCAGCCCCCUCUCCUGGGAGAUCACCCUGCAGAAUAUGGUGAGGGCAGGGGGUUUCCUUCCGUGGACUCCCGUGGCUCAUGUGCCCCUGCCCGCCGCCCGCCUCGCAAAUUCUCACCCAUCCUCCCUCUCUUUCCUUCCCACCCCCCAGGAGGGCCCCAUGGUGGGUACCACAGCCAUUACCAUGAUGAGGGCUACGGGCCUCCCCCACCUCACUACGAAGGGAGAAGGAUGGGCCCACCUGUGGGGGGUCACCGUCGGGGCCCAAGCCGCUACGGCCCUCAGUAUGGGCACCCCCCACCCCCUCCCCCACCACCCGAGUAUGGCCCUCACGCUGACAGCCCUGUGCUCAUGGUCUAUGGCUUGGAUCAGUCUAAGAUGAACUGUGAUCGAGUCUUCAAUGUCUUCUGCUUGUAUGGCAAUGUGGAGAAGGUGAAGUUCAUGAAAAGCAAGCCAGGGGCUGCUAUGGUGGAGAUGGCUGAUGGCUAUGCUGUGGACCGAGCUAUUACUCAUCUGAACAACAACUUCAUGUUUGGGCAGAAGAUGAAUGUCUGCGUCUCCAAGCAGCCAGCCAUCAUGCCCGGUCAGUCAUACGGGCUAGAAGACGGGUCUUGCAGUUACAAAGACUUCAGCGAAUCGAGGAACAAUCGGUUCUCCACUCCAGAGCAGGCAGCCAAGAACCGAAUCCAGCACCCCAGCAAUGUGCUGCACUUUUUCAAUGCUCCCCUGGAGGUGACUGAGGAGAACUUCUUCGAGAUCUGUGAUGAGCUGGGAGUAAAGCGACCAACUUCUGUGAAAGUAUUCUCAGGCAAAAGUGAGCGCAGCUCCUCCGGGCUGCUGGAGUGGGAAUCCAAGAGUGAUGCCCUGGAGACCUUGGGCUUCCUGAACCAUUACCAGAUGAAAAACCCAAAUGGCCCCUACCCUUACACUCUGAAGUUGUGCUUCUCCACUGCUCAGCAUGCCUCCUAAUCAGGGGCCCAGGAAGAGCCACCUACGCAGGAAAACGGUUCUUUUCGUUUAUGCCAUUGGAGUUUUUUGGUUGUUUUUUUUCCUUUUUGCAAAAGUUCUUGUAUUCCUUUUUUUAAUGCUAGUUAAUAGAAGCUUAACCAUAAUGGAAAUGCUGGAAGUCUGGAGUGGGUGGGAGAGGGGAACUGAUAUCUCCCAAGAUUAACCUUCACUUUUUAAAAAUUAUUGUACAUGUGAUUUUUUUUCCUGUUCAUACAUUUGUGCUGCCCAUGUAUUCUUGGCACAUUUCAAUAAAAUUGUUUGGAAAAUAAA